AUGCCUCUGCUGCAGCUUUCUGCAGUGUGCGCACCGGACAGGAAGCCGCCGUGGGGCACCCCGAGAAGCUCAAUCUCCGCGCUGCUGCGGCAGUUCGGCGCCAGCCUCCUCACCCCGCUGCUGGAGGCGGGCGCGAGCGAGGUGCUGCAGAGCCCCGUGCCCGAGGUGCUGGCGCCCAGCGGGCCCCUCGGGGGCCUGCUGCGCGCCCUCGGCGCCUCGGGCUACGAGCUCUCCGACGCCCAGGCGGACAGGAUCGCCGCCCUGGUCGCCCUUCAGCUCGCGCUGGACCGGGACGAGGCGAUCUGCGGGCUGCUCGGCUUCGUGCGGUUGCUGCUGGAGUCCUUCCGGAGCGCGGGCGUCUCGGAGGGCCCGCCAUCCAGUUCUUUGCGGCGCUUGUGCGCGGCGUUCCGCAGGCAUGGGAUCACGGCGGCGGCCGAGCAGCUCGCGGACCCCGCGGCGGAGCCGUGGCUGGAGAGGGUGGACCUGGACCAAGACGCUCUGUGGUCCACCGUGGUGGACAUCGUCGCCUGCCUCCGAGAGGUCGAGCUGGACCCGCCCAGUCCCGAUGCUGCGGUGGUGGCCGCCAUCGAGCGGCUGCCGGCGAGAGAGGCGCUGGAG
Messenger RNA from Prorocentrum cordatum, 618 nucleotides. The record is from the annotation of a GenBank genome assembly. Lineage: Eukaryota; Dinophyceae; Prorocentrales; Prorocentraceae.